CCAAUGUAUCUCACUUCCUCACCAUCACUCCUCUCUGUUUAUCAUCGGGGACGCUCCUGCCCAGUGACUCUGUACCCAGUGGAUAUCCGGCCAUAGUUUCCCGACAUCCGCUAAUCAAAUCACACCUUUCGUCAGUUGCGCCAUAAAAAAUCGUCCGAUAAUCACCGAUCGCCGGUUUAUCCAGAGAAAAACACCCGAAAAUUGUCGAUUAAAAAAUGUUCAUAACACGAACAAAAGGUGAAAUAUUUUUUUUUUUCAUGUGUGUAAAAAUAAAUAAAAAUGAAUAACUUUGAUAAAAAUCAUCGAAUCAAGUAGUCGAAUGGUGGUGAUCGUGUAUCGACAACGUCCAAGUCACGGAAUCCGGACUUCUUUCUUACGUGCCGGCGGUCUCCUGGCGCGGCAACGAAAGAGAAUCCGCAAAAGGAGCGACGACUAAGUCAAUCCCAGUGACUUUUUCAUACCAAUCUGUCCAGGUACCCAUCUACUCACCUCUAAAAAUCUCCCUCUCCUCUCUCCCCCUCCUCCUCCUCCUCCCCCCUUUUUUCCCCCCGCCGAGAUAUCUUCUACCACUUGUGUUUCACCAACAGCAAGAACACAUCGUAUUAUACACGAAAAGGAACUCCGUAAGAUUUACAUCAUUGGUCCACUGGUAUGGAUUUACAUUGUCAUUCGUGUAAAAACCAAUCGCCGACGUUUUACCAACUCACGAGGAGCCCUGACGAGCUCAAAACCAUUGUCGAUUGUCAACGUAUUGCAUGGACUCAGGGGGAAUAGUCGAUUUAUCCGAAUAUUGUAAUGAAAAAUUUAUUUUUCUUUUUUUUCUUUUCAUUGUCAGUUGAAUUGGCAGUUGCCAUAGUCAAGGUUAUGGUCGUGAUAAACUGGUAGAGUGCAGCUCUGAUAAGGGGAAAACGAUCCGUCGGUUAUCCCGGGGCACUUUACGCUGUGCGACGAGUGUCCCGCUGGCACUGGGUCCGCUCGGACGCUGGUGAUUCGGUACCGUCGGGAUAUUGUUAUCGUAUUGACGAAAUUGUGUUAUCAGUGUGGGAGUUGUGCCUCUUUGAUCUGGGUAAAGACGCCCCCAGGACGUACGGGAAAUAAUUUUUUGUAAUUUUGUGAGUGGGGGACCGGCGGUGGUGAAGGUGAGGAGCCAUCACCGGUGACGAGAGAGUGAAAAAUUAUUUUUUUAGUGAAUGAAAUAAAUUUUCAGUGACGAUAGUCGAAGGUCUAGAGGGUGGGGAGAUAUCGAUUGUAUUUGCUAACAAUUUGUGCAGUGAGAUCGGUCGAUUUUUCGAGUGUGUGAGUGUCUCGGUGAAAAAUUUAAUUGGAAAUAAUUUUGGGACUUAAUGAAUUGCCCGACGAUUUUCUCAGUUGAUUGAUUUUCUGGAGAAGUAAUUGGGACUGAGGGACUUUUCUGAAGUUUGGGGACACAUUGAGGUGGUGACGUUAGACUGGAGCUGUAUUUACCGUAUGCACCACUGCCGGGGGGUGGAGGAAUCCUCCCGGCGGUGUCGAGUGGCGGUGGCUGCAGGCCAGUACUGCUUGGUGGUGUUGACCUGUCAAUGUCAGCGGCUGUACAACCAUCACCUAAUGGACCGGGUACUCAUAAUUCUCAUCAUCCAUCCACUGGCCUGGCAUCCAUACCGCAACUGACAAGUGGGCCCGUUAUCAUGCCCCGUCCACCGGCAACUGGUAUACCAUCACUUGGAACACCUAUUGCACCAGCUCAUCAUCAUGACAGCUCGGAGAAUGGAGAUGCACCACCAAAUCCUGAUGUUCUACUUGCAUUACUCGCGAGGAAUAAAAAUCUUGAGGAGCAGGAAUGUCAGGCACCCUCUCCUCCUCCAAGCAAACCAUCUAUACCAAAAUGCGGUGGUUGCCAGGAGACUAUCCUAGACAGGUACGUCCUGAGAGUCCUCGAGAGGUGUUGGCAUGCUCGUUGUCUGACAUGUCGUGACUGCGGUGCAAGAUUAACUGUCAAGUGUUUCGCCCGAAACGGUCACGUCUUCUGCAAGGAUGACUUUUUCAAGUGUGGCAGGCGGUUCGGGACAAAGUGCGCUGGCUGCGGCCAAGGAUUGGCGCCAUCCCAGGUUGUCAGGAGGGCUCAGGAAUUCGUCUAUCAUCUCACCUGUUUCUCGUGUGCCCUUUGCUCCAGACAACUCGACACCGGCGAUGAGUUCUACCUUAUGGAGGACAGGAAGCUAGUGUGCAAAUCCGACUACGAACAGGCGAAGGCUAAAGAACUGGCUGAUGGGGGCAGUAUCGAUGGCGAUCAGCCGAACAAGAGGCCGAGGACGACGAUAACUGCGAAGCAGCUGGAGACACUCAAACUUGCCUAUAAUAACAGCCCCAAGCCUGCUAGACACGUCAGAGAACAAUUAUCGCAGGAUACUGGGCUGGAUAUGCGUGUGGUUCAAGUUUGGUUCCAAAAUAGGAGGGCGAAAGAGAAGAGACUGAAAAAAGACGCAGGAAGAACGAGAUGGUCUCAAUACUUCCGGAAUAUGAAGGGCAACGGUGCUGGUGGUCAUUCCCCAAGGCACGACAAACUCCUCGACAAAGACGAGCUCAAGGUCGAUCUUGACUCGUCCUUCGGUCAUCACGAUUUGAGUAAUGACAGCUAUGGUACUGUUGUCAAUAUGGGACUGGAGGGAGAGGGAUCGAGUCCAGGUGGUGGUGGCAGUGGAAAUGGAGGGGCUGGUCCACCCAGGGGAUACCUGGGUGCCACUACACCACCUUAUUUGUCGACGUCCAGAUCACCGUCCUUACCACCACAAUUUCCUUAUCCUUCCGAUGCUGGUCUGUCUGUUUAUACUACUAUUGGGGGUCCAGGUGGAAUGGUACCAGGACCAGCAUCAGAUCUAAGUAACGAAUCGAGUGGUGGCGGUGGUGGCGGUGGUGGAGGCGGGGGCUAUCCCGAUUUUCCACCAUCUCCAGACUCGUGGCUUGGAGAACCACCUCAGCAUCCUCAUCACCACCCCCAUUACUCCACAUAACCCCCCAAAAAAUGCAAAUUCAUAGAAUCACCGAGUAUCGUCUAGAGGGACCACCAGACGAUGGAGAAGGCAAAAUAGAUUUUCAAGAGUCGUCGAUGAGAGACCGAUACGCCCAGCAAUCGUGAGAUAUUAUUUAAUUCAUUUUCACGCUUUCGAACAUUUUUACAAAAUUAUUUUAAAGUGCGAAAAGCCGCUUCGUAUCUUUCGUUUUGCCCCUCUUCUCGACAGUCAAUUGGAGAGAGUCAAUCAAUCAAUCAUUAAAUUUUGAAAAUUCUUUUCCUGAUACGUGAACUAUACACAAAAAAUUGCACAGAAAAAUCGCGUGCGGCUGCUCUUCAGACGAUACUCGCGACCGUCCCUAGACAAAAAAAUUAAGAUCCUUUCACCAAAAACGGCUCUAUUACUUAUAAAUUAUACCACGUAACAUUCGCAUCGAUAUUAUUAAUAAUAGAUAUAUAUAAAUAUAUUUAUGUACAAGUUCCUGGUUUCCCCGUUACGGUUUAGGGUAAAAUGAAUGGAGAAAUACAUUGAUUCGUUUAGUUGAUAGUUCUGGGAAUGAGAAUAUUUGCAAAUGAAAUUUAUUCGCGUUUAUUCAUGUCAAUUUUCUUGUGGAAAAAAAGAAAUUGAAUGAGCGUUAUUUUUUUGUUAAGACAUUACAGUAGCGAAGUGGUAAAUCGAGAUAAAUGACUCUUGACUAUCGGAUGGCUUUUAAUGGGUAUCUCGGAAUCUAAGGAAGUCAGCAAAAUUUUUAUAAUGACCUUUUUAGUGGAGCGAAUUGAGUACUACAACAAAUAUAAUUACAAAAAUUUCGGUAUCUCCCUUAGGUCUGGAGAUAUCGCUCAAAAACUCGACUGAGCGAUAAGUUGACUUAUCUCGAUUUACCACUUCGCCACUAAUUUCAGGAAUAAAUCGGAUGAAACCACUUGUCAAUCUGGUAAUUUCUGCACGUGAGGAAUUUUGUUGGUGGAGGGAUUGAGGAAAAGUAUAUAGACUAAAUGAAAUGUUUGUAAACGAGUUGAUAGCAAAAAGUCACUCACUAUUAACUAUUUCCAUCCAUUCGAUUUGAAUAUUUUCAUGAAGCCUAAAAAAUAAAAUCCGACUGUUUUCCUCAAUCCAUUCAACCAAUGGAGCCCUCAUCCACAAAGCUCGUGUGAGAAAUAGAAUUUUUCAAAGUGUCAUAUUGUAAAUAAUUGAAAUAAGGAAUUUAGAUCAUAAGGAAAAUUCUAUUGUAUAUCAGUAUCGUCGCGUAUCGCGAUAACUUAAUGUCAGGUGCAGAGAAACGUGAUUUUGUCCGUAACAGUUCUCCCUCGAAGAUGAGAGAACAUAAGGAAUCCAGAGAAAGAAUUUUAUCUUCUCCAGAAAUCCGAGAAGUAUGCAAUUGAAUGCGGAGGGCGCAUUGUUUGUUAUCGAGAUAUAUUUCUUGUCGUCCGAAUGUGACAGCAUUUCCUAGGGGAACAAGUCUAGGAAGUCUUCAUUGCAAGUAAAAUAUUUCGAUGGGCGCGUGGAGAGAAAAAUGUAUCGAAAAUUUUUCCGAAAGCUCUAGUGGAAAUUAUGAUAUUUUACUUCAUUUAUUUUUAUUUGGAAAACCAUUAAAAAUAUUCAGAAUAAAAUUCACAUUCAUUUAGUAAAUUUUUUAUUGUAAAUAUGUCAAUAAAAUAAAUUAUAUGGCAAAAUAAAAGUCCAUCAAUUUUCUGACAUCUCAUUUUCCCCAAAAUUUCAAAUUCACGACCACUGGAGUUGAGAUAAAAUUUUCAACAAUUCUCCCUCCAUACAUAAAUUAUGUAAAAUACCUGUGCUUGUUUUUCCGAUAAUGUCAAGUCACGUAAAAUCGACUCUUGAAGAUUGUAACAAAUUUAGUAAAUAAUUUAUUUAUAUCAAAAACUCAUUUGAAGUGCGUGCAAUGUAAAAAGAAUUUGAAACAGAUAGUCUCGAAUUAAGUCCCUGUACAUUCCUCGUUUGACGUUUAUAAUUUUUAAUGUGCGAAUUGAAUCACUAUUCGUAGAAUAAAAGUCGAAACACCACAAAGUAGUCCGACGAGAGUGGAGAUAUGAAGUAAUAGAGUAAUGAAAAGAUAUGUAUAAAGUGAUAAAAAAUUAUUAAUUCAAUGGACAAAACCACCUGGACGUGAUUUCAUCGUGUUCGCAAGUUAACCAAAAUCAGUUAUUACGAAUCUUUAUAUUAUUAUCUAGUCAGCAAGUGAUAAUAAAAUUUAUCAUAAUCUAAGGAUCAUGAAAUUUCUUGAUUUCCCUUUUUGU
Molecule: messenger RNA, 5245 nt
Organism: Diachasmimorpha longicaudata
Lineage: Eukaryota; Metazoa; Arthropoda; Insecta; Hymenoptera; Braconidae
Gene: Lim3
Product: LIM/homeobox protein Lhx3
Exons: 8
Coding region: 1560-2990 (476 amino acids)
Biological process (GO): regulation of transcription by RNA polymerase II; neuron differentiation
Cellular component (GO): nucleus
Molecular function (GO): DNA-binding transcription factor activity, RNA polymerase II-specific; zinc ion binding; RNA polymerase II transcription regulatory region sequence-specific DNA binding
Source: RefSeq, a predicted model, not a curated record